GACCUCCUGCCCUGGCUCCUCCCCUUGCUUUCUGCCCACCAUCAGUCACCAGCUCUCCUGUGACCCCAAGUGACUGCCACACACCACUAGAGAAGUCAUUGUCUUCCACAUCCCCCCUUUUCCCUUGCCCUCCCCCAGUUCCUCCUCCCCUUCAUGGUAUAUUUUUCUUCCACACUUUCCUGCAUCCACCAGUGGCUGUGGAGUCUGCGUGGGGCUCGGUGGAGUUGAAAGUCUAGAGCCUUUUGCUGUUUUGUUUAAGACCUGGUUAUGGUUGUGAGAUUUUUUUUUUUUUUGUCAGCUGCCUGUUAUAUCAAUCACGGAGUCGGGAUCUAUUUAUAGGUUGGGAGUACUGUGUCCUUAGUCACAAAGAGACACAGACAGGGGACUGUCAGCUGGUACCGGAGGAGCGGAGCAACGAGUUAUCAGCAACCAAAAGCACCUGAGGGGGCCGCACAUUCCACCCCAGCCCCGUCCUCCACACCAGCCCCAAGCAUGCUGCUGAAUAGGAUGUCCUCAGACGACAGGCACCUGGGCUCCAGCUGCGGCUCCUUCAUCAAGACUGAGCCGUCCAGCCCGUCCUCGGGCAUCGAUGCCCUCAGCCACCACAGCCCCAGUGGCUCGUCCGACGCCAGCGGUGGCUUUGGCCUGGCCCUGGGCACCCACGCCAACGGUCUGGACUCGCCACCCAUGUUUGCAGGCGCCGGGCUGGGAGGCACCCCAUGCCGCAAGAGCUACGAGGACUGUGCCAGCGGCAUCAUGGAAGACUCGGCCAUCAAGUGCGAGUACAUGCUCAACGCCAUCCCCAAGCGCCUGUGCCUCGUGUGCGGGGACAUUGCCUCUGGCUACCACUACGGCGUCGCCUCCUGUGAGGCUUGCAAAGCCUUCUUCAAGAGGACCAUCCAAGGGAACAUCGAGUACAGCUGCCCGGCCACCAAUGAGUGCGAGAUCACCAAACGGAGGCGCAAGUCCUGCCAGGCCUGCCGCUUCAUGAAAUGCCUCAAAGUGGGGAUGCUGAAGGAAGGUGUGCGCCUUGAUCGAGUGCGUGGAGGCCGCCAGAAAUACAAGCGACGGCUGGACUCAGAGAGCAGCCCGUACCUGAGCUUACAAAUUUCUCCACCUGCUAAAAAGCCAUUGACCAAGAUUGUCUCAUACCUACUGGUGGCCGAGCCAGACAAGCUCUACGCCAUGCCUCCCCCCGGUAUGCCUGAGGGGGACAUCAAGGCCCUGACCACUCUCUGUGACCUGGCAGACCGAGAGCUUGUGGUCAUCAUUGGCUGGGCCAAGCACAUCCCAGGCUUCUCGAACCUCUCCCUGGGGGACCAGAUGAGCCUGCUGCAGAGUGCCUGGAUGGAGAUCCUCAUCCUGGGCAUCGUGUACCGCUCGCUGCCCUAUGACGACAAGCUGGUGUAUGCUGAGGACUACAUCAUGGAUGAGGAGCACUCCCGCCUCGCGGGGCUGCUGGAGCUCUACCGGGCCAUCCUGCAGCUGGUGCGCAGGUACAAGAAGCUCAAGGUGGAAAAGGAGGAGUUUGUGACGCUCAAGGCCCUGGCCCUCGCCAACUCCGCCGGCUCAGACCCAGCUGUCACGUGGCCAUCAGCAGGUGCCUCCCUGCUAUGCUGGGAUAUAGAUUCCAUGUACAUCGAGGAUCUGGAGGCUGUCCAGAAGCUGCAGGACCUACUGCACGAGGCGCUGCAGGACUACGAGCUGAGCCAGCGCCACGAGGAGCCCCGGAGGACGGGCAAGCUGCUGCUGACGCUGCCCCUGCUGCGGCAGACGGCCGCCAAGGCCGUGCAGCACUUCUAUAGCGUCAAACUGCAGGGCAAAGUGCCCAUGCACAAACUCUUCCUGGAGAUGCUGGAGGCCAAGGUCUGAUGGCCCUGCACACGGACCAAUACCCACCUACAGACGGACAAACGGGCAGACCGAGGUGGAGACCUCCACAGCCACCAGCCUCCACCUUCAACCCCUGUAUCAUGGCUCUGAGCUGUCCCAGAGGCAGGGGUUUCUCACCUCCUGGCUGUGUGCAGACUCUCGG
This is a messenger RNA of Cercocebus atys (sooty mangabey), 2035 nucleotides long. It is a transcript of the gene ESRRB, whose product is annotated as estrogen-related receptor beta. Gene Ontology annotation, cellular component: nucleus. Gene Ontology annotation, molecular function: nuclear steroid receptor activity; DNA-binding transcription factor activity; zinc ion binding. Lineage: Eukaryota; Metazoa; Chordata; Mammalia; Primates; Cercopithecidae. The record is from RefSeq and is a predicted model, not a curated record. Gene Ontology annotation, biological process: regulation of DNA-templated transcription. The coding region runs from base 493 to 1872 and encodes 459 amino acids. The transcript is spliced from 8 exons.